This is a messenger RNA of Ornithorhynchus anatinus (platypus), 1536 nucleotides long. It is a transcript of the gene PITHD1, whose product is annotated as PITH domain containing 1. The transcript has 6 exons. Gene Ontology annotation, cellular component: nucleus. NCBI's taxonomy places the organism in Eukaryota, Metazoa, Chordata, Mammalia, Monotremata, Ornithorhynchidae. Bases 58 to 720 code for a protein of 220 amino acids. The record is from RefSeq and is a predicted model, not a curated record.
GGAUCCGCGGCGAGGGCGUGCGUCCGUCCGUCCGUCUGUGCGUCCGUGGGGGCGAGGAUGUCGUGCGGGCGGGGGCGCGGGCACGGACACGGACACGGACCCGGACCCGGCGGGGGCUGCCGGUGCGCGGCGGAGCACGAGGAGCCCCCGGCGGAGCGGGGCUUGGCCUACGGGCUGUACCUGCGCAUCGACCUGGAGCGCCUGCACUGCCUCAACGAGAGCCGCCUCCACACCGGCAGACUCGUCUUCAAGCCCUGGGACCAGCGACACGACCGCAGCAAGUUCGUCGAAAGCGACGACGACGAAGAGCUCCUCUUCAAUAUCCCGUUCACGGGUAACGUCAAGCUCAAAGGGAUCAUCGUGAUGGGAGAGGACGACGACUCCCACCCCGCCGAGAUGAGGCUGUUCAAGAACAUCCCGCAGAUGUCCUUCGGCGACACGGAGCGAGAACCCGACCAGACGUUCAGCCUGAACCGGGAUCCCACUGGCGAGCUGGAAUACGCUACAAAGAUUUCUCGUUUCUCCAACGUCCACCAUCUCUCUAUUCACAUCGCGAAAAACUUUGGAGCCGAAACGACGAAAAUCUUGUACGUCGGCCUGAGGGGCGAAUGGACCGAGAUUCGUCAGCACGGAGUGACCAUCUGCAACUACGAAGCAGCGGCCAACCCGGCCGACCACAAGAUCCAGCAGGUCACCCCUCAGACCCACUUCAUCUCCUAAAGGCAGCCCAGGAAGCCCGCGGGGCUGCCGGCGUCGGUGACCACGCGAGAGGGGCGGCCGCUUGGGGAGGAAGGACAAGGUGGAGGAAGGGAGGGGGCUCCCGGACCUCCGGAAGACAUUUACGUCUUGGGCCUCGCUCCCGGAGCCUGGAUGCGGUGGGUCUAGACUUUGGGCAGGGGGCCACGGGGGUCAAGGACAACGCCUGGACCUUAGAGCCUGGUGGACCUCGGUCCUUGGGCCUACCGGACCCCAGGAAGCCGGAGGCCCCAGUGAACAUGUGCUUUGUGAGCUGUGUCUUGUUGCUUUGGGGCUCCUUGGUGUUUUUCAUGUUGGUGUUCUAGCUGACGGGUCGCAGGGGGGUGGGUGAGUUUUUUGCCUUUUCAAGAUGGCGCCGACUGCCGUCAGUCACCUGGACUUCAGCUUGGACAGUCCCCCCCUGCCUCAUCACCUUUUCUGGGCCCAUCACAGGGUGGCUAGUGUCCCAGAGAACCAGGACUCCUGGGGGUGACCAGAGGCUCAGAAGGCAAGCGCGAUGCCCCUUCUGACUCUGGGCCUCUUCACCCCCUCCCCGGCAUCCCUCCGGUCUGGGGCGAGAGCGAGGGGUCCGUCCAGGCGGGAGGGGUCCCCUCGGGUGCGGGCGGCGGCGAGUUGGGGGAUCUCUGAAAGCAAGAGACGCCUGUGGGUGGGAGACGGGCCAGAGGGCAGGGGACUCCCGCGGUCCGGCUCCCGGCCCUGAACUUGGAACUUCCCGCGCCAGGCUUCCUUCCGAGUCACCGCGUCCCAUCGCCUCCUAAUAAAUCUGUGCCGGACUUCGGG